Molecule: messenger RNA, 1556 nt
Organism: Oryzias latipes (Japanese medaka)
Lineage: Eukaryota; Metazoa; Chordata; Actinopteri; Beloniformes; Adrianichthyidae
Product: natterin-2-like
Source: RefSeq, a predicted model, not a curated record
AACCGUAUCACUCUACUCAAUCACCCAGUGGUCAUUGUUGGCGUCCUCGCCUCUCGCAUCACCUGAAGUUCUCAUCACGCGAUAAUCAAAUGAACUUCACUUCCCGCUUCAUCAAUAUAAACCGUGAGGAAGAAGACCCACUACUUCACACCAGCUCUGGACAUCUGAGGUUCUUCUUCACUUGAACAGAGUCUCUGGAAGCAGAUUUCUGGAUAUCUACCAUCACGAUGAUGCUCACGGUGUCUUCUCAGCGCUAUCAGGUCUGUGCUGUGCUGCUGCUGUCAGUCCUGCUGGCUCUCUUGGACGUCUCCCUUGGACAGCCACAAAUUUCUAAAGUUCAAAUGGGGAUUUCUGACCAUAACAACAGAGGUCCUAAAGCACCGGAGGAAUACUUAUUCGUAACACUGGAGUGGGAGAAGUUUAAUAGCAGAGUUCCAAAAGAUGCUGUUAGAAUCAGAGAGGGAGAUGAAAUGUAUGUGUGCAGAAACAUGGAGAAGAAAUGCAUGGUCGGUAUUUUGAAAGGGUCCAAAUGUGAGUAUGAGGAAGGAGGGAAUUUAAAAAAUCCAGACUCAUUUGAAGUCCUCAUAAACAAAGAUGACUUUGAGGAUCCUAAGUGGAAACCAGUUAAAUGCACUCGAGAAGUUGAAGAAGUGCGUGAAAACGCUGUCAAAAUCUGUGAAGAUCAGAACUUGUUUGUUGGGACAAAAGGCGAGGAAGCAAAGUCUUUGCCAGCUGUGAAGUCGGCUUCGGAACAAAAGUUCGCUCAUAGUUCUGUAGGUAAAUGGUUGAAUUCAUUAAGACCGGUAAAAUAUUUGGAAAAGAAAACUGGAUCUUGCCAGGUUCUUAUUGUUUCGUAUGAAAAUGUAAUGGAACAGGAAAUAUUAGACUUUAAAAAAAUGGGGGGAAAUGAGGGGGAAAAAACCACUGAUCUGGGCAUAGACGACAGGUUCAUGGUUGAGGUUCUCAACAGUGGAAAAAAGGAAGUUACAGAAACUGUUCAGUCUAAAACGACAACCAAACAGGAAAGAAGAUGGGACUUUACAUACACCAUUACCGCUGGAGGUAAACUUACAGUUGGGGUUGACCCCUCAGGUCUUAAAGAGGCUGGAAGUAAAUUUACCACAGGUUUUAAAGCAGCGUUAGAGCUUAACCUUCAGUAUACAACCACAACGCACAAUGGGCUUUCUGUUGUAAAAGAAAACGAGCAUAUGACUUCUACUCUGGUUCCGGUUCCAGCAAACAGCAAGUGCACAGUCAAUUUAGUUAUCAGGAAGAUCAGGGAGGAGACUCCUUUUACAGCCAAUAUCUAUCGUAAAUUCAAAAGAGGUGAACCUAAGAUAAAACCAAUCUCUGGGACUUAUUUUUUUACUUUUAGAAAGGCUGAAGCUAGCAUAGUGCAGUGUGAAUCUCUGGACGGCAACAGGGCUGGCCCAGGUUUGUUGACAAAUUUGAGGGAUAAACUAAAACGAAUUGGCAGGUCUUUGUAAAGCAAAUCUUCUGUAAAAGCAGAUCCAAAGUGCUUUAACUACAAGAGGAAUAAAUGACCUCAUCAAAGA